Eublepharis macularius is the source of this 10047-nucleotide messenger RNA. It is a transcript of the gene TGFBR3, whose product is annotated as transforming growth factor beta receptor 3. The record is from RefSeq and is a predicted model, not a curated record. The coding region runs from base 373 to 2916 and encodes 847 amino acids. Lineage: Eukaryota; Metazoa; Chordata; Lepidosauria; Squamata; Eublepharidae. The transcript is spliced from 17 exons.
UCGCCGAGUUGGGGCGCAGCAAGUGGGUCCCUUUGCUUCGACGCUUGGCCGGACCGUCCCCUGCCCGGCGGCGCGUUCCUCCGGCACCGGCGGGCUUGAGGGUUCUCCGCCUGUCCCUUCGCUCCCUCUGGCCAGGGAGGCCACUGAGGUCCGGAUGGCGUAGCCGGGACGCGGCUGCAACUCGUCGCGUGUGCGUGGGAGAAGCGCGGAGGGAAGUUGCAGCCUGGCCGCCCGCUUCGGCUUUGACAGACCGAGGCAUUCAAGUCGGCGUUCAAGACACUAUUUUAAAGAUCUACAGUAACACUUUUUCAAAGGACGUACACUGGCAUAAAGAACAAAAGAAGUUGAUCUGAGAAACACAACAUUGCAAAAAUGAUUUUGGGUUAUAUAAUUCCCGUGUUUGUUUUGGUGCUUUGGUGUUCAGCAUCAACAGGUCCUGUGCCUAUGAAUGAGUGUGUGUUAUCACCGGUCAACAACUCCCACCCUGUUCAAGCCUUGCUAGAGAGCUUUACAGUCUUAUCUGGUUGUGCAAGUCAAGGAACUGCUGGGUUACCACAAGAAGUCCAUGUCCUCAAUCUGAGAAGUCCUGAAGAAGGCAUUGGCCACCAUGAAAGAGAGGUUACCUUACAUUUGAAUCCAAUUUCUUCCAUUCAUAUCCACCAAAAGCCAUUGGUGUUUCUUUUGAAUUCUCCUGUACCUUUGGUGUGGAAGGUAAAAACUGAAAGGCUUGCCCUUAGGAUUCCAAGAUUUUUCUUUGUUUCUGCAGGUUCCAUUGUUCUGUUUGAAAAGGAAAACUUCUCAUUGUCAGCAAAGAUAGAAGAAAGGCCUCUCCCUCAGGGAAAUAAGCACCUUUUACAGUGGGCCCAAAAGGCAUAUGGAGCAGUAACAUCUUUCACUGAACUCAAAAUAUCCAGAAAUGUUUAUAUCAAAGUGGGUGAAGAUCAGUUUUUUCCUACAACAUGCAAUAUAGAAAAAAACUUUAUUUCUUUGAAUUAUCUUGCGGGAUACCUACAGCCAAAGGCAGCAGAAGGGUGCAUCGUCUCCAACGUUGACCAAGGAAAAGAAGUUCAUAUAAUUGAGUUAAUCACCCCAGACUCUAAUCCAUAUAGUGCUUUCCAGGUGGAUAUCAUCAUUGACAUUAGACCAUCUAGGCCAGACAUCACACUUGUCAGGGACCUUGUACUUAUCCUCAAGUGUAGAAAAUUUGUCAAUUGGGUCAUCAAGUCACAUGAUGUUAAUGGGAAACUGGAAGCAAUUGCAGCGAACAGUGUUGGCUUGGGGAAAGAAUCUGAGCGCUCUAUGAUCAUGACUAGAACCAUCAUACCUGAUAUUCCAUCCUCUCAUGAGAGUUUGAUUACAUGGGCUUAUGACCGUGGCUACAGUCCAGUUACUUCCUAUACAAAAGCUCCUGUUGCUAAUAGAUUCCAUCUACGGCUCGAAGACACUGAAGAAAUGAAUGAUGAGGAAGACCAUUAUCUUCCACCAGAACUGAAGGAACUGCUGCGUAUUGGUAACCCACUGCCUGCUCCAGUCCCACCCUUAAGUGACGGUGUUAGUUUUCCCUUCCCCUUCAAUAAAGAGCAUGACAAGCAUGAAGGAGCUUUCCCAUCAACAGAUAUGCUGGACGCAAUAGACAGCUUUGAGCAGCUACUUCCAAAACCCAAAGAACCAGAAGAAGUGCAGGGCAGUGUGGAUGUUGCCCUGUCCGUAAAAUGUAAUGACACCUCAAUGACUGUAGCUGUCGCAAAAGACUCACUGGAGGCUAGUGGUUAUACUGGGAUGCAGCUCUCAUUGUUGGAUUCCGCAUGUAAAGCUAGGAAAAACAGGACCCAUUUCAUUUUGGAAUCAUCACUGCAGGAGUGCGGAACAAGACGUAUAGCUUACACCCUGGAUAACAUUGUGUAUCUGAAUUCCAUUGUUAUCCAGCUGUCAUCACCAAUUGAAACCAGUGGUUGGGCAGUUGAUUAUGAAGAUAUGGAAUCGGGGGAUAAUGGAUUCCCAGGUGACACUGAUGAAACAGAUAGCACUUUUUCGAACCGGCCUGAAAUUGUUGUGUUCAACUGCACAAUCCAUCAACCAAAGGCUCCUAAUCCUCCCAUGCUCUGGCCACCUGAAACACAAAUGAGCAAUGUGUCCUUCAGCAUAGAACUUUACAAAACAGAUCUCUUCCAUAUCCCAACUCAAGGGAUCUUUUCUGUGGCAGAGAACGGCCAGAUUUUUGUUGAGGUUUCUGUGACCAAGGCUGACAGAUCCCUGGGCUUUGCAAUUCAAACUUGCUUUAUUUCUCCAUAUUCACACCCGGACAAAAUGUCAGAGUAUAUCAUUAUAGAAAACAUCUGUCCUAAAGAUGAAUCUGUAAAAUUCUACAACAUCCCAAAGACUAAUUUCCCUAUACCACAUGCACUAACUGACAAAAAGCGGUUCAGCUUCAUGUUCAAAUCCAUAUUCAACACCUCCCUUCUCUUUCUUCACUGUGAAGUGACCUUAUGUACAAAGAAAGAAAAAGACACUCAAGGAUUGGCCAAGUGCAUCCCUCCUGAUGAAGCCUGCACCUUUCUCAGUGCUGAUAUGAUCCUUGCCAUGAUGCCAAAUAAAAAAACCUUCAUCAAACCCCUCGCUGUAGUAACUCUUAAAGGAAAGACAGAAGAUAAAUCUCCUUCUAGCUCAAAGCCUCCUGAGGGGUUCCAACCUGUCUUCUAUGGUCUGGACACCCUGACAGUUGUGGGCAUUGCCUUUGUAGCCUUUGUGAUAGGUGCACUGCUGACAGGAGCAUUGUGGUUCAUUUAUUCCCAUACAGGAGAACCAGUGGGAAGACAGCAGGUACCUACAUCCCCGCCAGCCUCUGAAAACAGCAGUGCAGCCCACAGUAUUGGCAGCACACAAAGCACCCCCUGUUCCAGCAGCAGCACAGCCUAACCCAGGGGGUGGGAUGCAAGUCCAAGGAGCAACAUAGGAGAGCAGAGGUUCGAAUGGAGCUGUUUGUGGUCAUUUGCUUUGGAAGGAUUGGUUUUGAUUCUUUGGCAGGGAUUUCCUUUGGAGUGUUUUUUUUCUCCUUCUGGAUAAACGUGAUCCUUGAACCAUUUGCAGCAAGCUAGGCUCACACAUGACAAAGCUACUAUUUAUGUACGGCCGUGGAUUGUGUAAAAAGAUCCACUGGCUUUCAAUGUGAAACACAAGCCAGUUUUCUUUUUCCUUACGUGCUGCUUUGUCUCUGCAGAAUCACAACGUUGGGUUCUGAAAAUGUCAAGGUGACAAAGGUGUCUGUCUGUAAAGGGUUUUCAGCCUCAUAAGCUGGGGGAAGGAUUUAUUUUCCCCCUUCCCUUCUAUUAAGGGAUUCUGUCUCAUCAGAACAGGCAUGUUUGAAGUACAGAGCAACUCACUUUUAAGAUCUUCAGCUACAUGCUGUCAUUUCACAGAAUCUCUUUUUUAUUAGUAGCGUUAUUGUUUAGCUUGACUUUGGCGCACAACAUUUUGCCUGCUGUCAUGUUCCCCGCAGCUUUGGAUGUUUGUCUUCCGCAAGUUUCACCCACUGAUAGCAAGCAGAAUCUAAAACAUUCCUGUACAAAACUAUGGAUUUUAAAUUGAUUAGAUAUUUCUAGUGACUCGUGUGUGUGUGUGUGUGCCCAUUCAUACAUUCCUUAAUGCAAGUCUCUGGAUAUAUAAUACUGAUCUUAUGAUAGUGUAGUUCCCAAAUGUUUUGUUAAUGGAAACCAAUACAGCAGUCUUGACUUCGUUCAGAAUUUAAGUAUUAGCUUGUCUUUUAGGCCUUUACACUAUAGUGUGCAUUACCUGCUGGUUGUAGUCUCACAUUUGACAGACAAGGCACCCGUGGGCCCUUUCAUGUAUGCCUGCAGUGCCGCCUGGUAUUAAGGCCUCACAAGACAAUCCUCUGGGAGUUCUGCAUCAGGAGGAGCUCCCAGAGUUUGUUUGUUUGGCAAUCCUCCUUGCCAGGCAUGUGGGCCAUUAAUUCAGGGCAGGAGUGGGGGCGGGGGGGGGAAGCCUUUUCUCAUGCAUCAUUUUCCCAUUUUAAAACAUCCUGGGGUCUAAUUUGCCCCAUUGGGAAAAUUUAUAUGUAAGUUUUCCCAACAAGGCAAAUAGUGUCCUCCAAGCCAUUUUAUCUUGUGAAAAAGGCAUAGUAGAAAGCUUAAACCCCACUCCUCUCACACCAUGGUCCUGAUUUGAAUCUCGUCUCCACAUGCCUGUAAGAAACUUUUUAAAAAACCCUGUAAGCUCCUGGCACAGAACUUCUAGAUUUUCUGUCAGGACUUCAGUAAACGAGGAAGCGUCUUCUUCUCCCUCACUUGAGAACCGUGUUGUAGAACUCUAAGCAGAGGUAAUUGUGCAUACUAUAAUACCAUGUGUGCAUGGUUAACAUUAUAUGUAAAUGGUGGUUGUGUAUUAUUGGCCAGUCUCGGGCCCUUAGGCACAUCUGAAUAUAACCCACAGUUGUAGAAAUGGCUAAAAAUCAUACAAGAUUCAGGAAAGAAAAUUGCUGUAGAGAGAUAUUUGGGAAUUUGACCAUGUACUUUGAACACUGUCUGUUGUGUUGAUUCAUAGUAAUCUAGAAACCUUCUUUUUAGACAAUGCAUCAAGCAGCGUCUGCCUGUUAGAAUAGGAGCAUUUCUAGAUUCUAUUUAGCAGCAUCCAGAUGUGUCCACAUUUUGAGCCUGACCCAUAACAGAUACGCAGAUAUCCCUGUUGUUUUUCAUUUAGCAGAUGAUUGUAAUAAUUUAAUUUGAAUUCCAUCUGAUAAGAAUGUGCUACAUUUUCAGCAGCUAGCUUUUUGUUAUUCAUUCUCUGUGCUUCCAAAAUUUUCUCAAAGUCUUAUGAUGAGUCUGUUUUUAAUGCUCCAUAGGAGAAAGCUAUUGAGCAGGUUGUUUUUGCUUGACUCACCAUGUAUAAGAAUGAAAGUACUGCUUAAAAGACCCUCUGUGUUUCACAUGAAACUGCUAGUUCAUCAUUGCACCAUUGCAAUUGGAUAUAUCCGAAAGUACUGUUUGGAAUACUGAUUUUCACAGUAACCAUUAGUAUCUUUGCCUUCCCUAAGCCUUAUGAUAUAUCCCACAUGGAAACAGAAGGAUGUGGUUUGAAACAGCAGGAAUAUUGUGCUAUCACUUGGUAAACCAAAACAUAGUCUUCUGAUGCUGCAAGCAAAAUAAGCAGCGUGCUCCCUUUUCAGGCUAGCAAAAACUCAGUUCUUACUACCUUCAGGGGAGAUAGCUCCCACGCUCCUUGCUCUAACAGAAUAAAUUUAAUUUUGCUAGAGCAACAAAACUGUUCGCUUUGCAGUAGAAUUCUACUGCAAAUUCAAUCCGUGUGCCCAAUUAAGUGGCAUAACUUCAGUUCAAUCUGAGUCCCCCAUUUAUAUUAAUAUCAGUUGAUAAUCAGAUUGAGUCAGAAUGAAUUUAAAAUCUGUCAGAUUAUACGUGGUUUGGGCAACAGAACAGAGUUGUGUCUUUAAUUAGGUGCUUAAAUAUGGUUUGAAUAUAGUCCUGUAAACACUUCCUCACAAAGCGAACUUUGGGCCCAAUUCCGUAGAACGGCUAGCUCAAAUCUAACUGUCCAAAGGAUCCUGGGGAAAGGGAAGACACAGAGUCAGGGGAAAGGGAAUGCACCUUGUCAUCUGGCAGCCUUUGUUCAGAGUGAGGCAUGAGUGGAAGCAGGGACUUAAAACAAUCCCCGCCAGUCCUCAAAAGCCCUUUGCCGCUCUCAUCAUAACAAGCCGAUGGGUGGAUCGAGCCAGGGUAGCUAACCCAGCACACCAGCCCUGAGCGCUCAUAUGCUUUUAACAGUUACCUGAUUUGCAGCAAGCAGCAACGCCCAAAACAAAAGCUGCAUAAUAUCUUUUAUUAAGACAACUCCAGAUAUCAUAAAAGUAUAUGCCAUUUUUUUUAGUUCUGCAGAACUUUUCCAUCAGGUUGGAUGUUAAAGGGGUAGAAGGGGAAAAGUUUCAUGUCACAAUCUUCUCAAGGCCUCAUUUGCAUUCUGUGAAGAAUACCAGGGAGAUAGGAAUAGACAGUAGUGGUGGAGCUGGUAUCAGAUUUAACCUUUUCCCUUCUGGGAAGAAGAAGAAGGGAACAAUUGGAAGCUUCCAAUUGUAAAGAUUUUUUUUUAAAAAAAAACUACUGGUUAACUCAAUGUGUCUCUAGCAUCAAAUGGAACAAAGGGAUCGCUUUAAAAGGCUGAGACUGUAGGGAAUAUGUGACAGUCAUUGUAUUAACAAUGCUGGUGAUUAAUUUUAGAUUAUGCACUUUGUAAAGCGAAAUUGAGUAAUACUACCUAGUGGAUGGGUGGAGGGAACCCCAUAAGUUUGUGCUCAAGGCAUUUUCCACCAGUUGAAGAAUCCCUCAUUCAGCUAAAUUCAGGCAUUUCCAAAAUAGGACAGAGGUUGCAGGUUGCCCUUGGUCAUAUCAUUAAGAUAAAGGUUAUCCCUAGUUAACUCCCACAAAGCAAAUAACUGUUCCAGUCACAGCUGUAGAGGCUGGUUCAGAUUUCAUCAAAGAGUGCAGUUUCCCCUGUUGCUGUUCACUCUGGAGGUGGAGAGUGCCAUCAAGUCAUAGCUGACUUAUGGUGACCCCCCCCCCACACACACACGCACGUAGUUUUAGGGGUUUCAUGCCAAGAGACUAACAGAGAGGUUGUUUGCCAUUGCCUGCCUCUGCAACCUUGGUCUUCGUUGGAGGUCUCCCUUCCAACUACUAACCAAGGUCAACCCUGCUUAGCUUCCAAGAUCUGAUGAGAUCCUGCUUGCCUGGGCUAUCCAGAUCUGGCCAUUGUUCCUUCUACACACACAUACCCCUGUUAGUACAUUGCAUAGAAAUUUGUCCUGGCAAAGGGGACAAAAGCUCAGAUCUGUUUGUGUGUGCUGGUGCAACAGCCAACAGAUCUGAGAAUCCUGAUAGAUUUGGAAUGUAUCAAAAUGUAACUAGGAUUAUUGGAAUAAAUUAUUGACAUUCUCAAGUGUUUGCAGGACUGGACUAUUGAGUGUUAUCUGGAGAACCAAUUUGCUUUUUGUGGAUCUGAAAACAAUGUGCUUUGCCUAACCUUCAGCUGAAUGUAUUUUGUAAUUAUAUUCUGUGUAUGAAAACCUUUUUUAAAAUGUCUUCAAAGAAGACUAGAGUCUUUAAAUCAAUCAUAGCUAUAUUUUACUACAUUAAAUGUGGGCAUAAAGAUAUAUAUAGAUAUAUUUAAAUAUAAGUACUUUAUAUAAGAUGUUUAAUUUCAGUUACUGUGAAUUCUACGGUUUUGUACAUUCUUUCUCUUCCCUGUUUUAAUCCUUUCCCCUCAGAUUUUUUAAAAAGUAGAGGUCUCAUAGGAAGUAUUAAAAACUUGGUUUUGGGGAUGAAAGUUUAAAAACUUGUUAUGUAAAAUAAUUACAUUGUAUAUUUUUUUGAGAGAGAAAAGCUGCAUUCUCAAUAUUUCUAUCCGUAAUUUACUCUGAAGCCUAGAUUUAUAUUUACAGUCUCACAAAACCCCAAAAGCACUAUAGACAAGUGGCAUUUUUCUAGCCUUAUAUUCAAUAUUAAAUUUUAAUUAAUUGAUUGACCUUGAUGCACUUGCUUAAAAAUAUUUCAGAAUGCUCACUUUAUUAUAUGCUGACUGUAUUAUAUUUAUUUUAUUAGCAGCCUGAGUUAAUUCUUAUUGGAUACCUAUAUGGUAGAGCAAAUGCCUGAUUCAAAUUAUGGCCCUAAAAAAAUUGCAUUAUCCCAUAAGUUCAAAAGGACUGUGCAUUUUCCUUUGUUUGGCUCAAAGCCUAAAUAUUCUUAUCUCUUGAUGCAGAAAUAUACAUGUACAUAAGAAUUUCUUGCAUACAUACAUGAUGGCCCAUUAAUUAGAGUGGAGAGUCCAAAAACUCAUUUGCCUUCCAUGUCUGGAUUGGAUUCCAUCACUGAAAAUUGAUGGGAAACUCUUGUAGGUGAGAAACUUCCAUGUGCGUAUCCAAGUUCCAUAAUUGGAUCAUGAUAGACUGUAAACCUCAAGCCAUUUAAUCCUGCAUAAACUUUUUGAUUUUGAUACGUCUGUAAAAGUCGAGGAUUGCAGUAUUAGAGAACUUUCUGACCCAGACAUGUUAGAAAGAAAGGGAAUUUCCUUGGAGAUAGCUUCACCAUAAAACUGAACAAUGUCUUUUCCCAUAGCCAUUGAAAGCUGUAUUUCUGUUACCAAUGUAAACGCUAUAUUUUGUUGUCAUAUUAUUUACUGUAAGGUUUUAAAGCAAAUUAUUUGGUGUUGUGUACUAACGAUAUUAUUUGAUGUUGCAUAGCAUUUCUUGAGAAACUUACCUUGCCUCUCUAACAAAGUGUAAAACCAUGAAAGUUUUAUACUAGUUUGCAAGUCAAGGCUUUAGGCAGCGUUUGUGUGUCUAAAUGAAAAUUUCAGCUGCUCCUAGUUUGGCAUUUCAGCAGAACUGUUAAAAGCUUUUUGGAAGUAUAUAAUGUCUACUGGAUCACUUCAUGCUUGUUGACACGUUCAGCAAAUUCUAAAGAUUGGUGAGGCAUGACUUCCUUUUGCAGAAGCUGUGUGGAUUCUGUCUUAUCACCACUUGAGCUUCUUCUAGUUAACAAGUCUGUCUUUUAUAAUACUCUUUAACCAGUUUACCGUGGACAGUCAUUAGGAUGACAUAUCUUUAAUUUCCUGGAUCCUCCCUCCCCACCCCCUUUUCCUUUUAAAAAUUGCAUUAUGUUGGCUGCCUUCCAAUUCUCUGGUAAGGAGGUGUGAAGAAGUUGGAUGUGGGUAUUAACCAAUGAGUUACUUCAUGUUUGAGUCCUUUAAAGACUUAUCCAGCCCCAGUUGCUUGUUAAUUUGUAAUUUCUCUUUUAGUUCUAAAAUUAUCAUUUGUCCAUGCCUAUUGGACAUUGUUCCUCAGAUGUCCUUCCCAAAAACAGUGUUGAGAUGUUAAACUAACUCCAGCAUCUGCUACAGUGUAAGUGACAUGAAGAAUUCAUUUAUCCUCUGCAAUUUGCCUUCCCUCCUUUAGUUCUCCUUUCACACCUUUUUCAUCUAAAGAUCUUGAUGCCUUGCUGUCUCUUCUACUGUUCCUCGUGUAUUUGAAUAAAUGUCCUUUGCUGUCUUGAUGCCUGUAACAGCUGGCUUCUCAAAUGGUUUCUUUGCAUGCCUUAUCGUCCACUUACAUUUACACAGUUUACUACAUUAAGGUUGUUGCCUUCCCAUCAGUGGAAGUGCCAAAGUGAGGAAUGCUGGAUUAAGGUUUCAAAAGAAAACAAAUCUCACUCCAACUCUAAUUUCUGAAACACAAUCUCCAAAGUACUUUGUAGUAAUAUCCAUAUAUUAUCUAAGCACAAGCUUUUGCCUUUUCAAAUAUUUUUGCAUUGGGCAGCUUUUAUUUUACUGUCACUAGCUGAAAUGUCAUGAAAAAUGUCGUGUGUCGGUUGAUGCAGAGUUCUGCAUGUUGUUUGAAAGAAGAUUGUAUGUUUGUUUUAGUUGAUUCCCUUUGUUGUUUAUGGUCAUUAUGUGCCAUGGUCUUUUCUGUGAUGUGUAUCUACCUCAUGCUUCAAAAGGAGACCCUACUGCUGAUUGUAAAUGCAGUCUUGCAAGCACCUCUGAUGCACAUCCGCUGUCCCUUUUGGGAGGAUUGUGUGGAGCCUCCAUGCAAGGCCCAGUAGAAUGAGGGAACGGAGGAUGCGCAGCAGCCGUACUUGUAGAUUUGCACCCUGUGUGAGUAGAGUGCUUUCUGUGAGGCGACUGUUGUUCUCUGUUUUGUCUGUCACAUCUGGGGUGUUCAUCAAACAACUGAAUCACUGUCCGGUGCCUGCCAUUUCCAAAAUACAAUACUUUUCACAUUUUUAUUUUUAUUUUUUUUAAAUGAGCCUAAUUUCCUAAUGUUUUUUUUUUUUAAAAAAAAAACCCGCUAGUGGGUGAAAUAUGCCUGCUUAAAAUCCCUGUGGCCAGUUUGAACACCCCAUUUGUAUUUGUUUGUAUGUUUCCAAAAAAAUCCGCUUUGUAUAAAUGAUAAGUUGUACAGUUUUGAUAGCCACGAAGUGUCGAGCUACCUUGAGUCCUCUGUGCUUAAUAAAAGUAUAUCAAUUAUUA